GAUGGUCAGACUGCGACACAAAUUGCGCACCAACAUUUUCCGUACCAGAGAAAAACUUUGUUUUCUGUUUAGAUUCGAGCACAGUUCCGUGAAAAAACCACAAAACGGGUACAAUGACUAUUCUGGCGAAAUUGAGGGGCGAACCCAAGGACCAGGAGAAGGUGCCACUGCCGAUGAACCUCAACGAUGAGACUCUGAUGCAUCAUGGCUCGCUAAUCGCACCCAAAGGUGCCUACAAUGACUCCGAGGCCGAUGCCGAGUCGAUGGUCUUCAAUCGGCCGCAACACCAUUGCGUCAAGUCGUUCUUGCUCUUCCUAAUCGCUAUGGUGGUCAUGAUGAUGGGAGUGCUGGGCGGCUGGACCCUUUACAGGCUGUACGCCCCCCCGCACGCCAACAUGCGCUACCACGCACUUUGCGAGAUUCCAUAUCCUGAGGACUCGAUCGAGAUGCCACGCUUCUAUCCACGCAGCGACGAUGGGUUCGCCCAGAUCAACUGGCGGGCUCUGUUGCCGCAGUUUAGCGGCGCCAGCUCCGUCGACGGCACUGGCCUGGAGCGGCGAUUCGGUGGCGAUGAGGACAACUUCUUCCGUGAGGAGAUCGAGCUGGACAGCAGCGAUGAAGAGGGAUACGCGAAGAUCGAUGUGCCCGACUUUAAGGACGGACGCCGCGGACGAUUCAUGCACGACUUCAAGGAGAACCAGUCGGCCAUCAUUGACACCACCACCAACCGGUGUUUCAUCAUGCCCCUCGACCGGGAGACCACCCUUCCACCCACCAGUUUCGUCGAUCUGAUGAAGAAGAUGGGCACCGGAUACUACAACAUUGACACGGAGCGAGUGCGCCGUAACAUGCGCGUGAUCACGCCCCGCAUCACCGAUCUCUCGCUCAUCUCGGAGCGCAUUGCCAACGAGUGCUACGACAUGAAGGUCUACAUGAUGGAGAAGUUUAUCUCAGGCGUGUCCAAGCGGUCGGCCGAUCCUCUUCCGGAUGCCGGAAAAUAUGCCGAAUUCAUGGGCAAGGGCGUCAUCGAGUACGAUCUGUCCAACAUAGCCGAGGUGGAGGCCUACGAGGCGAGCGAGGCUGCACAGCAAGUGGCCUGAGGAGGAGAAGCUGGGGAGAGCAGCGAACCUUUUAAGCUACACUACAUAUAAAAUAACACAAACCUAAAAAAAUUAUUAAUUAGAAUUGAUUUAUAUAUAACGAAGAUCGAUCUGUUUGUAGUCGCCAGUUUGAGGUAAAUGCUUAUUAAAUCAGGUUACAACACGGACAGACAGGGCCUGCGGCCACAGACAACCGAACAGAACCGAAUCGAACCGAACCGAAAAGAACAGAACAGAAGAGUGUAUAUCCAUUGGCCAAUCGACGAUCUCUGCGAGCGAUCGCGCUCGUGGGAUCGCGCAAGAGUUUUAGCAAAUCAUAGACACCGUACGUACUUCUUAGUAAAGAAGCUAAAAAAGCGAAAAAAUGUACCUAGAACGCAAUCAAAAUGCGAUUGAAGAAAUUGUGACAAAUACGAAAGAAAGCAAUGAAUCAGCCAGGCAGUAGGAGAUUAGUAGGAGUAGGGGUGGGGGUAUUUGGACGCGGUACUCAUACAAAAAGAAAACAUACGCCCCCCUCCCCGCAACAAAGGAAAAUGACGCACGACAAGGCAUACAGCAUUCCAUUCCAAGUACAUAUUUUAUAUAGUAUAUGCUCUUUAACUAUCUAACAAUUAAUGUAAAGAACGACAACACAUGAGAUCGACAGCUAUUUACGGAAGGAAAACAGUAGAGAUCGAAAUCAGAACAAAACUAUCAAAAAGAAACAAACAGAAACACUACUCUAAAUGUUCUUUAAAGUAUUUAAAUGUAUUAAACGCGAAUUUGUGAUCUUUAAGCCA
Drosophila pseudoobscura is the source of this 1879-nucleotide messenger RNA. Its product is annotated as integral membrane protein 2B. The record is from RefSeq and is a predicted model, not a curated record. The transcript is spliced from 3 exons. Lineage: Eukaryota; Metazoa; Arthropoda; Insecta; Diptera; Drosophilidae. Gene Ontology annotation, biological process: negative regulation of amyloid precursor protein biosynthetic process. Bases 114 to 1100 code for a protein of 328 amino acids. Gene Ontology annotation, molecular function: amyloid-beta binding. Gene Ontology annotation, cellular component: Golgi apparatus; extracellular exosome; plasma membrane.